Nicotiana attenuata is the source of this 1659-nucleotide messenger RNA. Its product is annotated as probable beta-1,3-galactosyltransferase 8. Gene Ontology annotation, molecular function: hexosyltransferase activity. The transcript has 7 exons. The coding region runs from base 70 to 1413 and encodes 447 amino acids. NCBI's taxonomy places the organism in Eukaryota, Viridiplantae, Streptophyta, Magnoliopsida, Solanales, Solanaceae. The record is from RefSeq and is a predicted model, not a curated record. Gene Ontology annotation, cellular component: Golgi membrane.
GGAUAUCUCUUAUAAAUUAUUCAGCCCAAGGUUUGAAGUCAUUAUCAUUUUAUAUAUAACAGAUAUUAAAUGUUGUUCUUCAUGAAGAAUAGUGGAAAAGCAGCAGCAGACAAUAGGGCGCUGCUGGUGGAGGAAAAGAAGCUAAAUAGCAGUGGCCGAGUUUGGGUUCCGGUGUCAACAUUGUGGCCGUGGGAGCUCAACAAACUGGGAAAUUCAAAAAUGAGAUCAGGCAAAUUCCCAGUUUCUGGAAAAUCCAUAUUGGUGUUAUGCAUUGCAAGCUUUCUGGCUGGAUCAAUCUUUAGUAGCCGAAUAUGGACUCAACCUAAUUCUGAAAUGAAUAAUGAUCUUGUGAUCCCCAGCAUUUUCAACCAUGAGAAGCUUAGAACCAUUUCACGUGAAUGUGAUCCCAAGCGUAAAUUAGCCGAAAGCAAUUCAAGAGACAUCAUGGGAGAAGUUAAGAAGACUCAUCUAGCUAUUCAAUCACUUGAUAAAAGUAUAUCAACAUUGGAGAAUGAAUUAGCAAUAGCUCGGACAAGGCAAACAGUCAGCCAAAAUGCAAAGGAAAACAGAGGUUCAAAUCACACCACACCGAAUAAAGCAUUUAUCGUGGUGGGAAUUAAUACCGCAUUCAGCAGCAGAAAAAGACGUGAUUCUCUUAGAGAAACUUGGAUGCCAAAAGGGGAUAAGCUAAAGAAGCUAGAGAAAGAGAAGGGAAUCGUGAUACGGUUUGUGAUAGGACACAGUGCUACACGAGGAGGAGUUCUUGAUCGUGCCAUUGAUAGUGAGGAUGCUCAGUACAAGGAUUUCCUUCGACUUGAACACGUUGAGGGUUAUCAUGAACUCUCCACCAAGACAAGAUUGUAUUUCUCUAAAGCUGUCUCCAUUUGGGACGCUGACUUCUACGUUAAAGUGGACGAUGAUGUCCAUCUCAACUUAGGUAUGCUUGCUACCACAUUAGCAAAAUACAAAUCCAAACCAAGAGUCUACAUUGGGUGCAUGAAGUCAGGACCAGUUCUUUCCCAAAAAGGAUUAAGGUAUCAUGAGCCUGAGUAUUGGAAAUUUGGAGAAGAAGGAAACAAGUAUUUCAGACAUGCCACGGGUCAAAUAUAUGGCAUCUCUAGAGACCUUGCUUCUUACAUCUCCAUCAACUCGGGGAUAUUACAUAGAUAUGCAAAUGAAGACGUAUCAUUGGGAUCAUGGUUAAUUGGAUUGGAAGUGGAGCAUGUGGAUGAGCGUUCAAUGUGCUGUGGAACACCUCCAGAUUGUGAGUGGAAGGCAAAAGGAGGGAAUAUGUGUGUGGCAUCAUUUGAUUGGUCAUGCAGUGGGAUAUGCAAGUCGGUAGAGAGGAUGAAAGAUGUGCACCACUCAUGCGGCGAAGGUGAUGCAGCUCUUUGGAAUGUUGCUCUCUCAUGACACUCUAGUAGCUAGGAUGACAUUUAAUAUUGGAGAGAACUUAAUUAAUUAUCCACAUAGUAUUUCCUUUCGAUUAAUAAUUUACUUGCACAAUGCAAUUCUUAUUUUGCUUUAUUUUUGCCACCACGAUUUGUAUUUCACUCUUUUUGGCCUUGUCUUUAGAGUGCCAAGUAUCUCUUUAAUUAAGCCAGCCUUGUGUCAUAAAAUAAAUUUGUCUUUCAGUGGCUGAUAUUACACUACACAAUA